Molecule: messenger RNA, 1699 nt
Organism: Spea bombifrons (plains spadefoot toad)
Lineage: Eukaryota; Metazoa; Chordata; Amphibia; Anura; Pelobatidae
Gene: DNAJB2
Product: DnaJ heat shock protein family (Hsp40) member B2
Exons: 11
Coding region: 356-1210 (284 amino acids)
Molecular function (GO): Hsp70 protein binding
Source: RefSeq, a predicted model, not a curated record
GUUGGAAGAUUGAAAGCUCGCCUGGUAUUUUCUGGACCUUUCUUUUCAGCUGAUUAUGACGUCAUGUUAGAGAAGAAAAAACAGAAACAAGAAAAACAUUCAGACUGAGACCCAGAGAAGCAGAUCGAGAGCAUCGCCUGAUACCAAGAGAGCGAGGUCCUGGUAUAUUAGGAUUAACCCUUUGCGGGGUAUGGGUUGAUUCGGGGUUGGACGCCUCGCCUGCAGAGCUUGCAUCUCUCUGGAGCCGAUCUAACCUCAGCGGUCUCUUCCUAGGCGCCUUUCUUCUAACAUUUAACCUUUUCUCUGCCUGCAUCAUCAAGAAACUCCAACAGGGAGGUUCUCAGAGAAGGGAAUCAUGGGGGAUUAUUAUGAGAUCCUCGGGGUUCCCCGAAACGCCUCUCAGGAUGACAUCAAAAGAGCGUAUCGCAAGCAGGCUCUGAAGUGGCAUCCAGAUAAAAACCCCGACAACAAGGAACACGCAGAGAAGAAGUUUAAAGACAUCGCUGAGGCUUAUGAGGUUUUAUCAGACAAACAAAAGCGAGAUGCUUAUGACCGUUAUGGUAAAGACGGCUUCUCCAGAGCAGAAGCUUCCAGAUCAUCCGAUCCCAGAUUCCACGGAUUUGGAUUCACAUUCCGCAGCCCCGACGAAGUAUUUCGGGAAUUCUUUGGAGGACGAGACCCCUUCUCGGAUUUUUUUGAUGACUUCGGGAUGUUCUCCGGCGUCCGCGGUGAAGGAACUCGCCAUUCUCGCUCCUCCCCGCUGUUCUCCUUCUCCUUCCCGUCUGACGCAGCUUUCACCUCGUUCUCUACCUUUGGAAGCGAAGGCUUCGGAGGUUCGGGGCAAUUCUGCUCCGUUUCCACCUCGACCAAGAUUGUUAACGGCAAAAGGGUAACGACCAAAAGGGUCGUGGAGAACGGCGUAGAACGCGUGGAGGUGGAAGAAGACGGGCAGCUGAAGUCCAUCCGGGUGAACGGUGUGGAGGACGAGUUGGCGCUGGCUCUGGAGAUGAGCAAAAGGGAGCAGCUGCAGCCCCCGACGGGCAGAACCGGAGUCGGAGAAUCCCCUCGUAACGUGCAACGUUCGCAGAGCGCCGCCCCGGCCUACGUGGUGAUAGACAGCGAUGACGAGGAUGAGGAUCUGCAACUUGCUAUGGCCUACAGCCUUUCAGAGAUGGAGGCGGCAGGGCAGCACCAAGCAGGUGUGUUCUGAGACUGGAGUCACAAACCCCCCCCCCUUUCAUCGCUGAGCUGGGGGGGGACUGUGUGUGGGGGGCACAAGCUGACCUUUCCUGCCCCUUGCACCUUAUUACUGCGCAGGGCCGGCAUCUUAAACCCCGAAAAAAAAAAAAAAGUUUGCUGGGGGUCUCCCAACCCUCGUCCUUCUCCACACUGGAAUUUUCUUAGGACUCCGACAUAUAACUUAUUUCAUGGAGGGGACUUUAUAAUAACCAACUGGACCUCAAACGGGCUGGACCCAACGCACGCAUGUGCCCCCCACGGACGAGGGAUCGCGGUGUUCAUGGAAUGUAAAUUCGUGUGCGGUUUAUCACCCUCGACGUAUAUUUACUAAAGAGACGGAGCCCUGAUUGAGCAAAGAGGGUCUGAGAAUAAAUCACCUGGAUGGAUGCCCGCUGAGUGGGUAACAGUGACGCGCGUGACAAAACGUUCUAUUACAUUAAAGCACUUUAUAAGGAACAUA